This is a messenger RNA of Camellia sinensis, 758 nucleotides long. RefSeq names its product glycine cleavage system H protein 2, mitochondrial. Gene Ontology annotation, cellular component: cytoplasm; mitochondrion; glycine cleavage complex. Gene Ontology annotation, biological process: glycine decarboxylation via glycine cleavage system; protein lipoylation. The record is from RefSeq and is a predicted model, not a curated record. Lineage: Eukaryota; Viridiplantae; Streptophyta; Magnoliopsida; Ericales; Theaceae.
GUAUAUAUUUUCCAAACUGGCAGAGAAAGAGGUAUAUAGGUCUCUGGGUGGCGGUGCAAAAGUGGAUGUGAACUUGGUUAACAAUGGCUUCAAGAUUGUGGGCUUCAAGGGUUGCUUCACAUCUCAGGAUCUCAGUCUUCAACAGAGGAUUUGCUUCUGUUGUGAAGGACUUUAAGUAUGCCGACUCUCAUGAAUGGGUGAAAGUCGAGGGUAAAUCUGCAACUGUAGGCAUAACUGACCAUGCUCAGGAUCACUUGGGCGAUGUUGUGUAUGUUGAAUUACCGGAAGUCGGGGUUGCUGUAACCCAGGGUGGCAGUUUUGGUGCAGUUGAAAGUGUUAAGGCCACUAGUGAUAUUUACUCUCCUGUUUCAGGGAAAGUGGUUGAAGUUAAUGAGGAGCUCAAUAACUCCCCUGGUCUGGUUAAUGCAAGCCCAUACGAAAAUGGAUGGAUUAUGAAGGUGGAGAUAAGCAACGGUGAUGAAUUGAAAUCCUUAAUGGACUCUGAUCAGUACUCCAAACACUGUGAAGAAGAAGAUGCGAAGCAUUGAGCGGAAGCCUCACAAUAAUGCAGGAAAGUUUGACUGAAAGGGUUUGUUAGCGGUCAUUCUAAAUUCACUGAAGUAGAAAUGGACACAUUUUGUUGUCUUUUGCUAUCUUUAUCCAACCAUUUGUUGCCAUGUUAUACUCUUUCUUUCUCAUAAGCAAAAAUUGUAGUUCUUUGAUGUGCAAUACUUCUAGAUUCAGAUUUUGUUUUCUCA